Messenger RNA from Effrenium voratum, 1726 nucleotides. The record is from the annotation of a GenBank genome assembly. Lineage: Eukaryota; Dinophyceae; Suessiales; Symbiodiniaceae.
AAGCGUUUUGCUAUCUUUUGGCCGCAACCAAAGGAAGAGGGUCCGCACCGUGCGGCAUGUCGGAAUCGGACAUGUCGGAUAUCAGCGAGGGAGCUCUGCUGGGAUCGGAGAUGAGCUUGGAGAGGAGAUUGCCAUAUCUGAAGUGGGUGCUGCUGGCUCUGCUGGGGCUGGGCGGUGUGCUGGGCCACCAAAGCCGGAGGCUACGCAUCGACACGCAGCAGGUGGUGCAGGAGUACGCCAUUCCGCCAGGGGCCGGGGUCAACCUGGGCGGUUGGCUGGUGCUAGAGGACUGGUUCUUCAGCGGCUCCAGCGGCAGCCUGGUGACGUCAAGCGGCGUGGGCCAGGGCCGAUGCCUGCCGCCCUUGGUCCACGACUUGGAGGAGCCUUGGCCCUCUGAGGGCGUCUUGGCCUUCCGGCUCAACGCCAGCAAGGGCCAGGCGGAGACGGUGAGGGUCUUCGAGGCGCACCGUAGCCACUUCUUGGCGGAGGACGAUUUGCGGAAGAUCGCGGAAAGUGGCAUCACCACAGUACGACUGCCCCUCACUUGGGCGGCCUUCGCUGACGCCUUGGCUCCUUUGAGCCCCAUCUACUCGUCUUACGACCCGGAGCACGAGAGCGCUCUGGUACCUGACCCCUUCUACCUGGACAAGGCGGCCCUGGUGACCAUCCGCCGGGACCUGGUGGCGGACUUUCUGCGCCAAGCCGCGGAGAUGGGCCUCCAGGUGGUCCUAGAUCUGCACGCCCUGCCCGGGGGUUCCCAGGACGGUACCUACAACGGGGUGUGGCCCAACAGACCGGUCUUCUGGAGCGAGCAGACGCAGCUGGGGGAGAGAACCGCGCUGUCGUUGGUGGGGCGCUGGGUGGCGCAGAAGAUGAUCGCCUGGGUGGAGGGACUUGACCCCUUGGCCAAGCAGGGGGUGGCCGGCUUGACGCUCAUGAACGAGCCCGCCCAUAUGAACGCCUGGAAGGACUUUGCAAAGGAGCAGGACGUGUUGUCCUGGUUGGCUGACACGGCCGACGACUUCAGGCGUUCCAGCCUGCCGGGGCAGGUUAAGCUGUACGUAAACCUCAUUGAGACAGCCUUCUCCCAGUUCGAGCACUCAGCAGUGCCAUGGUUCCUGACAACAUUUACCCACGAGGAGCGCCUGACUUGGGCGGUGGCCGACGUCCACUGGUAUGUCGCCUGGAGCAACGGGGACUGCGACGGCCGCACCGUGCAGGGCGGAGGCUUCAGCUGCUCAGCGCCCCUCCCGGAAGUCCAGGCCAAGCUGCAUGACUGCGCCUCCAGCGCAGCAUCGCGGCUGCGGAAGCUCUUUGAAGAUGCCCAGGUCGCGGUGACAGAGUUCUCCGCGGGCACCUUCCAUGAAGCGAGGUACGCUUGCCACAACACCCAGCUGCUCCGAGCAUUUCUGGAGGAGGAGCUGAAGGCUUUCCAAUCCGACCAGAUCCAGCCUUUCUUCUGGACCUGGAAGAUGCCCUUCGGGCCCAACUUCGAGGCUGGCUGGAGUUUGAAGUACCUCCUGGGCUUGGAAGACGCCGAGCUCAGGAAGGAGUGCGACCUGAAAGACCUCAAAGUCCAGUUUUGAGCGCCCGCAGGGGUCAGAGCCGAGACGUCUCGAUUUCGGAUUCCCGCGACUCGCGGCGCUUCACGCGCCGAAACCGAGCGAUUUGCUCGAUUUCGCCUGUCCCUUUGAACUUUGCCUCCCAUCAAUCCGGACGUUCAGGU